Molecule: messenger RNA, 1339 nt
Organism: Eurytemora carolleeae
Lineage: Eukaryota; Metazoa; Arthropoda; Copepoda; Calanoida; Temoridae
Exons: 1
Coding region: 109-1254 (381 amino acids)
Biological process (GO): positive regulation of fibroblast growth factor receptor signaling pathway; signal transduction; positive regulation of epidermal growth factor receptor signaling pathway
Source: RefSeq, a predicted model, not a curated record
CCGCUCCAACCUAUGGUUUCAAACUUUACUUCAGUUCAGUUUAGUUAGUCAGUAGUUGACAGGACACGGAGAGGAUAAGACGUGGAUAGGAUCAAUCAAAUCUCAACCAUGCUGAAACAUUGCUCUCAGAGCUGUGUUGAUGUUUCGAGACGAUCUCUCCGACACAAUUCCUUCACCUUGGAUUCCAGAUUGGGUGGGUCCGCGGAGAUGUUGGAUGAGAUGAGCAGUUUGGAUGAAGAACGUGAAUAUCGAAGUUAUUGUGCUUCUAAUACAAACAGUUUCUCUGGUCUUGUGACUCUUCCAAGAAAUAGAACCAAACCUGUCUCCGAGAGCUGUAUGAGUUUACCAAACUUCUCCAGUGUUUCAGCCAUCAAAGUUUAUGCUCAAUGUUUGAGACCUCAUCUUGCAUAUAAAACAGUGAUAAUAACUCGUCAUACGACCUCAAGGCAGGUUGUUCUCGGCCUCCUCAGCAGGUUCAGGAUGAAACACAGAGAUCCUCGACUCUUUUAUCUCACUAUGGAGGUUAAUAUAGGAGAAGAGAAGAGUAGAACUAUAUCCCUGGAGGAUAGCUCUUGUAUAGCCGACCUCAUAACCUGUAACCCGUGGGGUACCUCGAGGUUCAGAUUGAAGGCCAGACAAGGAGGUCUGGUCAAAAUAUACGAUGGAGAAGUGAGAGCGGACUCUGUAUACAAAUCUAUAAUCGUGUCUCAGGUUACAACUGUGAAGGAUACCAUCAAUAUCCUAGAGAACUGCUACGCAUCAAAACCUGGGACGGAGCUAAAGUUACACGAGUUCGACCCUCAGAACGGAGCAACAAGACUUCUCUCAGGGUCGGAGAAGCCCCUGGAAGUCCAAGAUGAAUGGGGUAAAGAUACCAGCAAAGUUUUUCAAUUAAAACGCACCGAGGAAGUUAAAUAUCCCUGUGAUCCUGUGAUACAACCAAUGUUUUCCCGAAGUUUAGUCAGAAAUAGUAUUCUCCGUCAGUCUAUUAGAAAGAAACAAUUUUUUAAAUCCAUGAUAUCUGAUAGAUUAGAUCUAGACCUGGACGGGAAAAAUCUCUUCUCCUUGAGCAGGUUCAGCUUGUCAGAUCAGAUAAUAAGUGAGAGCGUAGAGGACUCCGAGGAGGGUGGAAGUAGUGACCUGGAGAACCAAAGUGAAGGAGAUUUAAACUGUUCAACCUCCGGAGUAUCAUCUCUAUCUUGCUCCUCUCUAGAUAGUCUAGAGCAGCGGAAUAUAAACAGCUUCUUUACGUGAAGCUUUAAACUGGAUCAAAAUUGUCAUAAAUAAAGUAUAUAAACAUUUAUUCUAUCCUAGAUAAAAUAAAAGUUUUCAUUUGUAA